Lecanosticta acicola is the source of this 1407-nucleotide messenger RNA. The record is from the annotation of a GenBank genome assembly. NCBI's taxonomy places the organism in Eukaryota, Fungi, Ascomycota, Dothideomycetes, Mycosphaerellales, Mycosphaerellaceae.
AUGCAGCCCGGAACGGCGUGGAAACCCCUCUCCAUCGCCAUCGCAGGCGGCGGCAUCGGUGGUCUGGCAGCCUCCAUCGCGCUGCGCAGAGCAGGCCACAGAGUCACCAUCUACGAGCGAGCAGACUUCGCCGGCGAAGUCGGGGCUUCGAUUUCCUGCGCGGCAAACGGCGUCAAAUGGCUGCGGGAAUGGGACGUCGACGUGGAAAAGGGUGAUGGCGUGUACCUUCGUCAGCUCAUCAACCGCGACUGGGAGACCGGCGAGCCCGUCAGCGUGUAUGACUUGAACGACUAUGAGGAGAAAUGGGGGCAUCCGUGAGUAAUUCACCAACGAGAAAAACCUCAACGGGGGGUGGGGAGGAAGAGUUCUCGCUAACUAACGUACCUGUUUGUUUGGGGUCGUAGAUACUACAUGUUCCACCGACAGGACAUGCACAAAAUGCUCAUGGACUGUGCCCUGCAAACCGAAGGCGCCGGCCACCCCGUCAAGCUCGUCGUGAACCACAAACUCGUAAACCUCGACUUGGAAACCGGCCUCAUCACCUUCCACGACGGCUCCACGGCCCAACACGAAGUCAUCAUCGGCGCCGACGGGAUAGGUUCCACCGUCCGCAAACUCAUCGGCAUCAACGUCCAAAAACGCCCCGCGGAUUCUUCCUGUCUACACGCAAACGUCACGACCGAAGAAGCCGUAAGACUCGGCUUCCCGGAUUAUUCCAAAGACUCCGCGAUCGAGUACUGGGGCGGGCAUAAUUCGUGGAACAAAAUCGUCUUGUCGCCUUGUAAUUCCGGGAGCUUGCUUUCGUAUUAUUGCUUCUUCCCGCGAGAAAAGGGGGAUUACUCCGAUCAGAAAUGGGACGCCUCUUCCACGACCGAGGAACUACUAUCGCCCUAUCCGGAUCUAGACAAGGGCGUCUACAACCACCUCGCCAUCGGAAAAGAGAUCCGACCGUGGAGACUCUGGGUCCACGAGCCGUAUUCCCACUGGCAGAAAGGCGCGGCCUGCAUCAUGGGAGACGCCGCACAUCCCAUGAUGCCCGACCAGAGUCAGGGAGCAUGCAUGGCACUCGAAGACAGCGCGGCCCUAGGUCUCGUCUUCAGCAAGGAUUUCUAUCCCGGUAGUGUCCAAGAAGCCCUCAAGCUGUACGAGAAAGUCCGACAUCCAAGAGCGACAAAGGUGCAGGCUGCGUCGGCGAGAGCCAGAGAGAAUAUCCAUGAGCGCAUCGGAUUUUCGGACAACACGAAUAACCCGAGGUAUAAGGUGAAGAGCGAGGAGGGUAAGCUGACAAUCACAGAGAUGAACAGCUAUGAUAUGCGGGAGGAUAUCCGGAGCAAGUGGCCCGAGGGAUGGGCGCAGAAGACCAAUGGCGAGGCUGAGAAUGGUGUUCAUGUUGUCAACGGACACUAA